AUGUCCACCAUGAACUUUCAGUCCAUCAUUGCUCUCAUCAAUGAGGAGUUUGAUGAUGCCAUCGACAAGAAGCAACUCAUCCGUGCCAUCAAGACCAAGGAGACUGAAUUGAAGAGGGCAGCCAAGGAGGCAAAGGCAGAUAAGCCUCCUUCAGUGUACAAUGUGUACAUGUGGGAGAAGAUGAAGAACCUUGAUCUUGGAGACAUUGCUCCAAAGGAAAGGAUGUCAUACAUCUCGAAGAUGUGGAAGGAAGAGGCCGAUCAAUACAAGGCCGAUAAGAAGUGGUAUAAUGCCACAUCAGAGAAGAUGAGACAGGACAAGAUCAUAAGACAAGCGGACAAGGAUGCCAAGAAGGCUGAAAAAGAUGCCGAGAGAGAGGCUCAGAAAGAAGCGAAAAAGGCUCAGAAGGAAGCAGAGAAAGAUGCCAAGAAGGCAGAUAAGAAGAAGGAGGCUGCGAAGGAACCUGCUGUAGAUUCCGAAGCAGAACCUGAAGCAGAACCCGUGAAGAAAGAAGUCAAGAAGGUUGCCAAUCAAGCAGCCAAGAAAACAAAGAAAUAA
Guillardia theta CCMP2712 is the source of this 558-nucleotide messenger RNA. RefSeq lists its product as hypothetical. NCBI's taxonomy places the organism in Eukaryota, Cryptophyceae, Pyrenomonadales, Geminigeraceae. The record is from RefSeq and is a predicted model, not a curated record. Bases 1 to 558 code for a protein of 185 amino acids. The transcript has a single exon.